AAAAAGUCGGAAUUAUGAGAUAUAAAGUCAGAAUUAUAUCUUUGAAUAUAAACAGAAUUAUAAACUCAGAAUUGUGAGAUAUAAAGUCAGAAUUAUGAGAUAUAAAUGUAGAAUUUUGAGACAGAAAGAUGUAAACUCACAACUGCCAAGUAGAAACGAAUAAUUCUGGGGGGAAAAGGCUUUUUUCAUUCAUUUUCAUUUUUAUUCUGUGGCAAAAAAUCAAAAUAAAAAAAUAAUUCUGAGUUCGUAUCUUGCAAUUCUUCUCAGAACUGAGAGUUUAUAUCUUGCAGUUCCGAGUUUAUAUCUCUAAAUUCUGUCAUUUGUUUUCUCAGAAUUCUAAAUUAUAAUCUCAGAAUUCCGAGAUAAAAAGUUUCAUUUUUUAAAUCCCAGAAAUGGGCUUUUACAGACUUCAGCAAAAGUCUCCCUUUGCAGAAAUAAUUGAGACAUUAAAGAGAUCUGAUCUGUGAUUUUUUGUAUGUUUUAUUUUUGGAUGUGGAUGUAGCUGCGUUGGGUUUAGUCUGUGCUACCUUUGUAGGGAUGUUAGUUUUACUAUCGAGUGAGUGAGUGAGUGAGUGAGUGAAUGAACCCUGCUGUGGUUAUUUGACUAAAUAAACAGAUCUGCUGCCCAACCUCCUUUCCGUCUGAGACCCUGGAGACUCGAGCUUUAGCUCCAUCCCUCCCUCCAGCAGCUGUUUGAGCGAGCGCUACAAAACCAGAGAUCACAGACGAGGAGAGAACUUAGCAAGAGCGCAGGCUUUUCCUAGACAUGCUUUUGCUCUGACGUCCAGGCGUCUGCUGAAGAGUCUAAACGUGUCCUGCUCUGGAAGACAGCAUGAAGAGUUUCAGCCGGUACCAACUGACUGCCAUGACAACAGGUUUGCUCCUGCUCUGUCUGGGUAGCUCAGGUCUGGAGCUCAAUCCCAGCGUCUCUCAGGUGGUCCUCUCCAUCAACUCCUCCUUCAGCAUCACCUGCUCCGGCUGGAAUAACGUCACCUGGCGCUUCAAACGGGAAGAGAAAGUUCCGGAGUUCCACGUCGAGAAGCAGAGUUCCUCCUCCAGCGUUCUCAGUCUGGAGCAGGUGACGUGGAGACACACGGGCAUUUAUGUGUGUUCGGAGAACGGGACAGACGAGACCAGAGAGGUGGCUGUCUUUGUGCCUGAUCCUGAGGUGUGGUUCCUCGAGAACGAUCAUUUAAUGGUGACUAAGACGAGAGAGGAAGGCACGAUCCCAUGUCUGGUGACAAAUCCCUCCAUAAACGUCACGCUGUACGAGAGAGACUCAGAGGUAAUGGUGGAGGGUUCGUACAACCCCAGCGUGGGCUUCACCGCCGCCCUGGAGGACAGAACCUACAAAUGCAAAGGAGAGCUGAACGGAGAGGAGAAAGAGUCUAUCGGUUUCUACGUCUUCAGUAUAUUUGCUCCCGAGGCUCUGGAUCCCUACAUCAACGCCUCCAAAACGGUCCUGAAACAAGGCGAGACGCUGAACGUCAACUGCACUAUUCACGGCGUGGAGCUCGUCUACUUCUCCUGGGACUUUCCCCACAAAGACUUGGGGGACAUUGAGCCCUUGACUGACGUCCUGUCGUCCAUGAGCAUGCGGUCCUGUCUCAACAUCACAGACGUGUCUCUGGCCAGAUCAGGACAGUAUGUUUGUCACGUGCAUGAGGGUGUGCAGGACCAGAGAGCUUCAGCCAGUAUUAACAUCACUGUACUGGAGAAAGGGUUCGUGGCUCUUUCUUCACAUCUGGACAGGAACGUCUCGGCGCAUCUCGGAGAAAACGUGGAGCUGAAGGUGGAGAUGGAGGCAUAUCCCAAACCCAGCGUCCAGUGGACUAAAGACGGCGCUGUUAUCAGAGGACACAGCACCAGACAGGAACACGAGACCCGGUUUGUCAGCACACUGACCCUGGUCAGGAUCCGACUGGAGCAGAUGGGUCUCUACACCGUCAGUGUCCAAAACCAAGAUGACUUUAAAGAGAUGACCUUUGACCUAGAGGUGAAAGUUCCUCCUCAGAUAACUGAACUCUCUGACCAUCAGCUGCCGGGUAAGAAGCACGCGGUCACCUGUGUGGCGGAGGGAGUGCCGUCUCCCAGCAUUCAGUGGUUCAGCUGUGACAGCAUGCUCAAGUGCAGUAACAGAAGUGUGGCGUGGAGCCCCCUAGUGGAGGAUCCUGAGAAAGUCAGCAUCCAGACUAACGUUAGCUACAACAUCACACGCAAGAUUCACCAGGUGCACAGUCAGGUGACUCUUCUGCGGCCGCAGCUGCUCACCAUCCGCUGCGAGGCCCAGAACGAGAGAGGCGCUCGAGCCCGAGACAUCAGAUUGGUCAACAGCACGUUUUUUUCUCAGGUGGCCAUUCUGGCCGCAGUCUUAGCGCUGGUGGUCAUCGCCAUCAUCUCCAUCAUCAUCCUCAUCGCUGUGUGGAGGAAGAAGCCGCGCUAUGAAAUCAGGUGGAAGGUGAUUGAAUCGGUCAGUUUGGAUGGACACGAGUACAUCUACGUCGACCCCAUUCACCUGCCCUAUGACCUGGCCUGGGAGAUGCCGCGGGACAGUCUGGUGCUGGGUCGGACGCUGGGAUCUGGAGCGUUUGGGCGUGUUGUUGAGGCGACGGCGUACGGUCUCGGCCGUUCCCAAUCCUCCACUAAAGUGGCAGUGAAAAUGCUGAAAUCGACGGCUCGGAGGAGCGAGACUCAAGCUCUGAUGUCUGAACUCAAGAUCAUGAGUCAUCUGGGUCCUCACAUCAACAUCGUCAACCUGUUGGGCGCCUGUACCAAACACGGUCCGCUGUAUCUGGUGACAGAAUACUGCCGCUAUGGAGAUCUGGUUGACUAUCUGCACAGGAACAAGCACAGCUUCCUCCAGUACCACGCUGACAAGAACCAUAUCGCCAACGGCAGCCAGAUCUGUAAUGACAGCGAUGUGCCGACUGGGAAAGAAUACGUGUCGUUCGGCAGCGAGUGUGAUGGAGGAUAUAUGGACAUGACCAAAGACGAGCAGACCGAAUACGUGCCGAUGCAGGAGCUCACGGACACCAUCAAGUACGCAGAUAUCCAGCCAUCGCCCUAUGAGUCUCCUUACCAACAAGACAUCUACCAGGAGCAAGGUCACAGAGUGGAUCGGUCUCUGGUCAUCAGUGAUUCUCCGGUUCUCAGCUACACUGAUCUUGUGGGUUUCAGUUAUCAGGUGGCCAAAGGCAUGGAGUUCCUGGCCUCAAAGAAUUGUGUGCAUCGGGAUCUGGCAGCAAGAAACGUCUUGAUCUGUGAGGGCAAACUGGCCAAGAUCUGUGACUUUGGACUGGCCAGAGACAUCAUGCAUGACAACAACUACAUCUCCAAAGGCAGCACGUUUCUUCCUCUGAAGUGGAUGGCGCCGGAGAGCAUCUUUCAUAACCUGUACACCACGCUGAGUGAUGUCUGGUCCUACGGUAUCUUACUGUGGGAGAUUUUCACUCUGGGAGGAACCCCGUAUCCAGACGUGCCCAUGAACGAGUUAUUUUACAGCGCUCUGAAGAGAGGAUACCGCAUGACCAAACCCUCGUACGCCUCCGACGACAUUUAUGAGGUCAUGAGGAAAUGUUGGGAUGAGAAGUUUGAGAAGCGUCCCGAGUUCUCCUUUCUGGUGCACACCAUGGGGAACAUGCUGUCAGACGGAUAUAAAAAGAAAUACUCUCAGGUCAGCGACAGCUUUCUGAAGAGCGAUCACCCUGCGGUGGCCCGUGUGAAGCCACGUGUCCUGUCUCCGUUCCCCAACGCAUUCCCUCCUCAGUCUCCGUCCUCGGAUCCGAGCCCAAACCUGACCCCGCGCCCGCAGGCCGACGGAGAGACCGCCGACGCUCCGCACAACGAAUACAUCAUCCCCAUCCCCGAUCCCAAACCCGAAGAGGAGCCCGAGGACGGGCCGGUGCUGAUGGAAAUCCCCUCGAGCUCGUUAAGUUCUGAUGAGGAGACGGUCUCCAUGGAAACCCCGAGCACCGAACCCGAGCGCGAUGAGCUGCUGCCAGAUCAUUCUGGAUGUCCAGAGGUGGAGGAGAGCUUCCUGUGACACACUCCUGCUUCCUGUCAUCAUCAAGUAAUUUUGAUGUACAUUUUGUGCAGAUUUUUAUCAAAUGCAUCAGAAUGAUAUGCUAAAUUCCUCAUGUGCUCUUAAAGACCGUCUGUGAAGGUUGAGGCUUGAACCAGACCAGUUUUUCUUUGUUUUUGUAUUCUUUUCUUACAAAAGUGGUACAAUGCAGUAUUAUAAACUGCAGAAGGCAAUGCUACAAUCAGCUGAUAUGUACAUUAAUUGGGUUACUUUUUGUGUUAAAAUCGCUCUUUGAAAUUAAGUGCAUAUUUCAUUUCUAUAUUCAGACUGCAGUCUGUGACUUUUGAUUUUAACUUUAGAAUUUUUUUUUGUCAAGAUUCUUGUAGCAAACUUGCACUUUAAUGUUUAUGAAUAACUGAAGCAAAUGGAUUAUAUACAUGAUUAUAUACAUGAUUUCAUUUUCUAUUUUUACAUUCUGUAAAUGGAAACAACAGCCCGUUUCCAUCACCGAUUUAAAAAAAAAAAAGAAAUUAAUUGCGACUUUUUAUCUCAAAAUCCUUUUUUUCCAUGCAAUUCUGAGAAAAAAGAAACGCAUAUAAACUCAGAAUUCUGACUUGCGUUCUUGCAAUUUAGAUUUUUUUCUCUGAAUUCUGAGUUUACUUAUCGCAGUUUUUUUUUUUUAUUAUCAUUUUUUUUCAUUUCCACCAUAGAAUAAAAAAAAAAAAAAAGAUAAUUGUAAGUGUAUCUCACAAUUCCGACUUUUUUCUUUUGCAAUUGUAAGUUGUUUUCUUCACAAUUGCAAGUUUGUCUUACAAUUCUGACUUUUUUCCUCACAAUUAUGAGUCUACAUCACAUAAUUCAAAUUUUUUUCUCACUAAAAUGCAAGUUAUAAACUUUUUUCCUCAGAAUUUACAGCACACAGUUUUGACAAAAAGUCAGAAUUGUAAAAAUGUCACAACUGUGAGAUAGAAGUCGGUUAUCUUCUUUUUUUUUUUAUUCUGUUGGAAACAAGCUUCCGUUCACAACACAAUGUUUUUAUGUUUUGUGCAGCUACAGAAUCAAGCUGUUCAGUGUGUGCUUCAUACUAACAGUAUAUCUGAAUGACUGUACAUUAGAAAGUAUAUCUGAAUGACUCAUGGUACAAGAGAAAAAUAUCAUUUAGCUGAUGUUUUUCAUCCAAAGCAUUUUAUAUUCGAGAUCAUUUAACCUGCUCUUAGCAGGUGUCUUACACUGAGAUUAAACUUUACAUGCGGCCCAGGAAUUUAAUCUUCAAAUUAUUAGUUCAAUAUCAUCCACACAAUGUUUAAGUACUUACAUUGAACUUUAUUUUCAUGCAAACACUUAAUAUACCCAAACACAGGUGUUCAUAAAGGCUUCAUCUGUUUUGUCUUGAUUUUAACUGUAGGUAUUCAUAUUAUUAAAUUGCACAUUUCCGUACAUGUAUCACAUAGUAAAAUUACACAUUCUAAGGUACCAAAGCUUUACGUAUGUUUACAAGUAUAUUUUUGUAUAGAUAUUUUGUACAUUGCUCUUUUACACAUUCUAUGUACGAUCAAAAAUAAAAACUGUGAUAAAGUCUGUAA
This is a messenger RNA of Onychostoma macrolepis, 5604 nucleotides long. RefSeq names its product platelet-derived growth factor receptor, beta polypeptide (gene pdgfrb). The coding region runs from base 833 to 4042 and encodes 1069 amino acids. Gene Ontology annotation, cellular component: signaling receptor complex. The record is from RefSeq and is a predicted model, not a curated record. NCBI's taxonomy places the organism in Eukaryota, Metazoa, Chordata, Actinopteri, Cypriniformes, Cyprinidae. Gene Ontology annotation, biological process: positive regulation of kinase activity; cell surface receptor protein tyrosine kinase signaling pathway; angiogenesis. The transcript has 23 exons. Gene Ontology annotation, molecular function: ATP binding; platelet-derived growth factor beta-receptor activity; platelet-derived growth factor binding.